UUCCAUUCAAAACUAUCGAGUGGCGCCUCAGCUGUUCGGGUCAAAAAAGUUGAAUUUCACGAAUUUAACAUGGUAAAUGAUAAAAAGCGUCGCUCGCGGUCGCGGGAACGCUUCAGGGACGAGCGUCAGCAACAGGGAGUUGGCCAAAGGGAUAGGGAGCGUGAGAGAGAACGACCACGGGAAAGGGAGCCGCAACGUGGAGAGAGGCCAAACGAUAGGGAGAGGGACAGACGCCAGCGCCGUUCUCGUUCCCGUGAGGAUCGCAUCAGACGUCGGUCACCAGAUCGCCAGAGGCCCAGGGAUAACAAUGGCCCAGAGCGUUUACGUGAACGCGGUGGUCCAGGAGGAGGGCGCACGGGAGAACCGGAAAAGAGAGUCAAACUGGAUUCGAGCGCCAGUUCCGGAAAACCUGAUGGUAAAGAGGAUGAGGAAAUGCCAGAUGAGAAGCAAGAACACAAGCUAAAGAAGGAACCGCUCUCCCUGGAAGAGUUACUGGACAAAAAGAAGCGCGAGGAGGAGGCACGUGCCAAGCCGGUCUUCCUCACCAAGGAGCAGCGUGCCGCAGAGGCCAUCAAGCGUCGCCAGGAGGAGGUGGAGCGUCUACGCGCCGCUCAAGAUGCAGCCCGAGAGCAAAUGGCAGCUCCCAGAGAAAUAAACAUGUCCAUAGCCACCGCCCCAGCAACGGCACCUCCAUCGGCGCCAAUGCCGCCGCCUCCCUCGAGGCCAGAGAGACGUGAGCGUGGCACCAGAGGCGACAGGGGUGGUGGUGGUAGUAAUAAUAAUAACGGCGGUAAUCAUGGCGGCGAUGGCGGUGGAGGAGGCGAUCGCGGUGGUGAUAGGGAUCGGGAUAACAAACGGGCCGAAGAUCUCACCCACAAGGACAAGGAAAAGGAGCUGGAGGCCAUUCGGGAGCGAUAUUUGGGUAUCGUGAAGAAGAAGCGACGAGUGAGGCGUCUCAACGAUCGCAAAUUCGUCUUCGACUGGGAUGCUGGCGAGGACACAUCCAUUGAUUACAAUAAUCUGUACAAGGAGCGUCACCAUGUGCAGUUCUUUGGUCGCGGCAACGUAGCCGGCAUCGACAUCAAAGAACAGAAGCGCACCCAGAGCCAAUUCUAUGGGGACCUGCUGGAGAAGCGUCGCACAGAGGCCGAGAAGGAGCAGGAGAAGGUGCGCUUGAAGAAGAUGAAACGGAAGGAGGAGAAGCAAAAGUGGGACGAUCGCCACUGGUCCGAGAAGGACAACGACGAGAUGACUGAGCGCGAUUGGCGCAUCUUCCGUGAGGAUUACAAUAUAACCAUCAAGGGUGGCAGGAUACCCAAUCCCAUACGGAGCUGGAACGAGUCCGGCUUCCCGCCGGAGAUCAUCGACAUUAUCGAUAAGGUCGGCUACAAGGAGCCCACGCCCAUUCAGCGCCAGGCCAUACCCAUUGGCCUGCAGAAUCGUGACAUUAUUGGCGUGGCCGAGACGGGUUCGGGAAAGACGUUGGCCUUCCUGAUUCCCCUGCUCUCAUGGAUUCAGUCUUUGCCCAAGAUUGAGCGUCUGGAGGAUGUGGAUCAGGGCCCGUAUGCCAUCAUCAUGGCACCCACCCGUGAGUUGGCCCAACAGAUUGAGGAGGAGACGAUCAAGUUCGGCCAGCCCCUGGGCAUACGUACUGUGGUCGUGGUGGGCGGUUUGUCCCGUGAGGAGCAGGGCUUCCGCCUGCGUCUGGGCUGUGAGAUUGUCAUCGCCACACCGGGUCGUCUCAUAGAUGUGCUGGAGAAUCGCUACCUAGUGCUGAAUCAAUGCACAUACAUUGUCCUCGACGAGGCAGAUCGUAUGAUUGACAUGGGCUUCGAACCCGAUGUCCAGAAGAUCCUCGAGUACAUGCCCGUGACCAAUCUCAAACCGGACACCGAAGAGGCCGAGGAUGAGAACAAACUUAUGGAGAACUUCUACACGAAGAAGAAGUACCGCCAAACCGUGAUGUUCACGGCAACGAUGCCGCCGGCGGUGGAGCGUCUGGCCCGAUCCUAUCUGCGACGCCCAUCCACCGUGUACAUUGGUUCCAUGGGCAAGCCAACGGAGCGCACAGAACAGAUCGUGUACAUGAUGGGCGAGAACGACAAGCGCAAGAAACUCAUGGAGAUCCUGUCGCGCAAGAUCGAUCCGCCAGUCAUUAUUUUCGUCAACCAGAAGAAGGGCGCCGAUGUGCUGGCCAAGGGCCUGGAGAAGCUCGGCUACAAUUCGUGCACACUUCACGGCGGCAAGGGCCAGGAGCAGCGAGAGUACGCUUUGGCGGCCCUCAAGUCGGGCGCCAAGGACAUACUGGUGGCCACCGAUGUGGCUGGUCGUGGUAUCGACAUCAAGGACGUCUCCCUGGUUAUCAACUACGACAUGGCCAAGUCCAUCGAGGACUAUACACAUCGUAUCGGUCGUACGGGUCGCGCUGGCAAGACUGGUUGUGCCAUCUCCUUUGUCACCAAGGACGACAGCGGUCUCUUCUACGACCUCAAGCAGUGCGUCACGGCCAGUCCGGUGUCCACAUGCCCACCCGAACUGACAAAUCAUCCGGAGGCACAGCACAAGCCCGGCACCGUAGUCACCAAGAAGCGCAGGGAGGAGAAAAUAUUCGCCUAAGAUUCUCUUUCAAUUUUCGUGUGAAAAUAAAAUUAUGAUAAAACUAUCCAAUAAAGCGAGCGACAUAAGGAUCUGUUUCCAGGGAUCCCACCAUUUCCAUUUUAA
Messenger RNA from Drosophila miranda, 2721 nucleotides. Its product is annotated as probable ATP-dependent RNA helicase DDX23. Gene Ontology annotation, molecular function: RNA helicase activity; RNA binding; ATP binding. Gene Ontology annotation, cellular component: catalytic step 2 spliceosome. Lineage: Eukaryota; Metazoa; Arthropoda; Insecta; Diptera; Drosophilidae. The coding region runs from base 70 to 2616 and encodes 848 amino acids. The transcript is spliced from 2 exons. Gene Ontology annotation, biological process: mRNA splicing, via spliceosome. The record is from RefSeq and is a predicted model, not a curated record.